CCCCGAUCGCCUUCAUCUCUUGACCAACGGUCUUCUCUGGCAACACGUUAUGGCGGACCCACGCAGCCACGAUAUCCUCGCCGUUAUGCUCGUCCAUGACACCUUUGUCGACUGCCUCGACCUGCAGACUCUUGGGACUCUACUGUUAUAUCCACAUGAGGCAGCUGGGGCGUCCUCGAUCACCGGCAUCCUACCAGAAGGAAUUCUUGCUCUGGAGUGAAGCGUACCGCAACGAGCCGCUCCUCGUCGCUCUGCAGCAGCAUUUCAAGUCCCUCAACAUCAUGCACCGGCACCCUCUCUGGCUCUCCGAAGCCCUCGUCAACGAUGUGAGAUCCCUGGACCAGCUGAGCCAAGACCAGUUCUUCCAGCUGCUCGAUGGUGGCCAUCUUCUGAAUCCUCCCAGUUCCACUCAUCGGAGCAGCUUGGCAAUUGUUCGUCCCCGACAUCACCCGCUGUUUCAGACUUGCCAACUCGCCAGGCUGCUGCCCCAUGAGCAGUAUGCGAUAGCACACCUUGCACAGCUUCAUCUACUGCUCGGCGACUGCACCUUCUCAACGGUGUCUGGAUGGCCUCGGUCGCUGUCCAACGUCAUCCGUCUGAUCGUCCGAGAGACGACGGACGCUCAAGUAGCCUGGGAUUGGGUAUCGGUGCCGGCGAUGCCUCGACUGAUGCACCUAUCUCUCUCGCCCUCCGUCGAGAGUCUGCAAGGCAUGCCGCCAUUCGGCAGAACCCUCACAGCGCUGGAUCUGUCGAGAUGCAACCGACUCAGAACCCUCCGCGGCCCGACAUGGGAAUGUCCCUCGCUUACAUAUCUGUCGCUCCCUGCGUCGCUGGAGAAUCUGGAUGGCAUGUGGUCGUCGCUGCCUUUGCUCGCGACGCUGGAUGCCUCGCGCUGCCAAUCGGUCGUCUCUCUCAAGGGUCUGCCUUCCACUCUCCCGCGACUGGAGCAGCUCUUUCUACCAUGCGGCUUGGAGAACAUAGUCGGGUUGCCGAUUUGCCUGGACAGACUGCGGAAGCUCGAUCUGACGGCUUCGGUGAGACUCAUGAACUUGGCCGGUCUGGCUGCCUCUUUGCCCAGACUCGAGACCCUUGCGCUGUCUCCAUCUGUCGAAACACUGCUAGGGAUGCCAGUGUCACUCGAAUCACUCCAGGCCCUAGACUUGACCGCCUGUCGGCUGCUUACGACUUUGAUGGGUCUGCCUGCCGGUCUGCCAAAGCUGGAGCGGCUUGCCCUCCCGGCAUCGCUCGAGUCUCUUGAGGGCUUGCCGUUGUCCAUGGACUCGCUCAGGCGAAUGGAUCUGUCUCGCUGCGACAGUAUUCGUCGCUUGACUGGAUUGCCGACUCAUCUGCCUGUUCUGGGAUAUCUCUUACUUCCAAAGUCCCUCGAAUCCCUGGAUGGAAUGAACAUGCAGGGGAUGCCGCGGCUCAAGCACCUUCGGCUCUCCAGCAAACUGCGAUCUACUGCCGCAGUCCAGGAGCAACUGACCAUCCUGUCUCACCACGCAAGUGCUUGUGCUGUGGUUCUCUAUACCUCUCAAUGAGCCCAGACUUUUCCAUCCUUGGCAAUGCCUGUGGAAUGCAACUACUCUCGAUCGCCGUGAAGGGCGCUGGCCCUUUGUCAACCCUCUCGAGUCUUGUACAUCCCGACGGAACUUCGAGGCGCCUGUCGCUGGAGACGAGGUGAUGAGAGACAUGUCAAAGACCCCCAUGAACAUAUCCGCAUGACGCACAUCGGGUGGCAUCAUCAUGU
Polychytrium aggregatum is the source of this 1750-nucleotide messenger RNA. RefSeq lists its product as uncharacterized. Bases 96 to 1541 code for a protein of 481 amino acids. The record is from RefSeq and is a predicted model, not a curated record. The transcript is spliced from 2 exons. Lineage: Eukaryota; Fungi; Chytridiomycota; Chytridiomycetes; Polychytriales.